This is a messenger RNA of Cuscuta epithymum, 1808 nucleotides long. The record is from the annotation of a GenBank genome assembly. NCBI's taxonomy places the organism in Eukaryota, Viridiplantae, Streptophyta, Magnoliopsida, Solanales, Convolvulaceae.
UAAUUAGAAGAGAAAGCAGGUAGUAUUUAAAUCGCGGAUCGGCACUGCUGGUGCCGCCUAAUCCGUCUGGUCGCCUGCUCCGCCGCUCCCCCUGGACGCCUGAACCGCCUGCACGCCUACUCCGCCUGGUGCUCUUCAGUCUUAGCCUAUUCACAACUUCACGUUCAGUCGCAGUCUAACAGCCUCGGCUCCUCGCAGCCUUGAGCCUUCGCAGAAUCCUCAAUCGCAGAUUUUCUCUUUUUCCAUAUUUGGGACCUCAAUUUUGCAUUUGGAACAGAACCCUCCAAAUUCAUCAGACGUCCCUGCUUGGCAAAGCAGUCCUGCUUUGAAAUCUCAAGUUGGUUGCUCUCCAUACUCAAUCCUUUGAUAUUCAAUGGCAUGUUUGAGCUUCCCUGGAGGUCUCGUACUUAAACAAAAGCCAUAUUGCAUCAGCAAAUACCAUACAUCACACUCCCUUAUUAGGUGUAAUGUGGCGGAGCCAUUGAAGUUCAAUGGCAAUGGGAAACCAUGUGUGCCUGUACAGAUGAACAGUGAGCCCACUUUCCCUAGCUUCAUAACUCCUAAGCAGUUCCAAAGACUUCCAGUCUUGCAAAAUCAGAAUGGCACUAGAAUCAGAAUUUUCUCAGGGACUGCCAAUCCUGCACUUUCUCAGGAAAUUGCUUGCUACAUGGGGCUAGAACUUGGGAAGAUCAAGAUUAAGCGUUUUGCAGAUGGUGAAAUAUAUGUGCAGUUACAAGAAAGUGUGAGAGGUUGUGAUGUAUAUCUUGUGCAACCUACUUGUCCUCCUGCAAAUGAAAACCUUAUGGAGCUCCUAAUAAUGGUUGAUGCUUGUCGAAGAGCCUCUGCCAAAAACAUUACUGCAGUUAUUCCUUACUUUGGAUAUGCUCGAGCAGAUCGAAAGACACAAGGCCGUGAAUCAAUUGCAGCCAAACUGGUUGCAAAUCUGAUAACUGAAGCAGGUGCUGAUCGUGUUCUUGCAUGUGAUCUUCAUUCUGGUCAGUCCAUGGGCUAUUUUGACAUUCCAGUGGAUCAUGUGCACGGUCAGCCCGUUAUACUUGAUUAUCUUGCCAGCAAGACCAUCUGUUCAGACGAUUUGGUUGUGGUGUCACCAGAUGUGGGUGGAGUUGCAAGGGCCCGAGCAUUUGCUAAAAAGUUGUCCGAUGCACCACUAGCCAUCGUUGAUAAAAGGCGACAUGCUCACAAUGUUGCUGAGGUGAUGAAUCUGAUUGGUGACGUUAGGGGAAAAGUUGCAGUUAUGGUUGAUGACAUGAUAGAUACUGCUGGUACGAUUUCCAAAGGAGCUGCACUGUUACAUCAAGAAGGAGCAAGGGAGGUUUAUGCAUGCAGUACUCAUGCUGUUUUCAGUCCGCCUGCAAUAGAAAGGUUGUCAAGUGGCCUCUUUCAAGAGGUAAUUGUCACAAAUACCAUUCCCGUUGCGGAGCGAAAUUACUUUCCUGAGCUGACGGUGCUUUCUGUUGCAAACCUCCUCGGAGAAACUAUAUGGCGCGUCCAUGAUGACUGCUCCGGUGGGUUUGAGCCUUAUUCAAGCUUGGGCAUUGACUGACUUGACCGGAAAGCUGAAGAUGCUACUAAUCUUGUUCUUAUUUUCUAUACGCAUCCUACGGACUCUUAAUUUGAAGGCUUUAUUUAAGUCGACCAUAGUUUUAACCUGAAACAAGGAGAGUUUGGUUAUCCUUUUCGUUUUGUACAAAUACUUUGUGCCCCAAUGUAGCAACGUUGGCUGUAAAUGUGGAUUGAUGAGAUCUUUUAUAACGGCUUCCACAUACAUUGGUUAGAUUCAAUCUUUU